Actinia tenebrosa (Australian red waratah sea anemone) is the source of this 1955-nucleotide messenger RNA. RefSeq names its product putative citrate synthase 2, mitochondrial. NCBI's taxonomy places the organism in Eukaryota, Metazoa, Cnidaria, Anthozoa, Actiniaria, Actiniidae. Gene Ontology annotation, biological process: tricarboxylic acid cycle; carbohydrate metabolic process; citrate metabolic process. The record is from RefSeq and is a predicted model, not a curated record. Gene Ontology annotation, cellular component: mitochondrial matrix.
CAAGCUUCUACAGUGCAAAGCUCUGGUUGAGUUGCAAAGGAAAACUUUGAAUCAAGGAAAAAAUGAACGCUUUAAGAACGUGGAGGCAGGUUUCCCGGCUAAGCCACUCUAAGCAGAUACUUUUCCAAGGAACCUGCUGUUCUUCGGUUUUAUCCCGGAAGCAAUCAACCAAGUCACUGAGUCUCAAAGAUACUCUGGAUCGUGUAAUCCCAGAAAAACAGAAAGAAAUAAUGGAAUUUAGAAAACAGUAUGGUAAUGAAAAACUUGGAGAAUACACUAUUGAUCAGGCCUAUGGUGGUAUGAGGGGAAUCAAAGGACUGGUUACAGAAACAUCUCAUCUUGAUGCUAAUGAGGGUAUUGAGUUCCGUGGGUAUACUAUUCCUCAGUGUCAAGAACUUCUUCCAAAGGCUGAUGGAGGUGACGAACCUUUGCCUGAAGGUCUCUUUUGGCUCCUUAUGACAGGAGAAAUACCAACUAAACAACAAGUUGAUAACUUGUCUCAUGAAUGGGCAGCCAAAGCAGAUCUCCCACAACAUGUUGUUCAGAUGCUGAAUAAUUUCCCAGAUACUUUGCAUCCAAUGAGUCAGUUCAGUGCUGCUGUUACUGCAAUGAACAGUGAAAGCAAAUUUGUAAAGGCAUACAAUAGUGGAGUGAAGAAGACUGAGUAUUGGAAGCACACCUUUGAGGAUGCCAUGGAGCUCAUUGCCAAAUUGCCAACAUUAGCUGCCUACAUCUAUCGUAACUUGUACAAAGAUGGCAAAGUAGCUCCUGUUGAUCCAAACAAGGACUGGUCAGCUAACCUGGCCACCAUGCUUGGAUUUGAUGAUAGAAUGUUCACUGAGUUGCUUCGCCUUUAUCUGACCAUCCAUGCUGAUCAUGAGGGGGGAAAUGUAAGCGCACAUGCUACUCACCUCAUUGGGAGUGCUCUGUCAGAUCCUUAUCUUUCAUUUGCUGGAGGUAUGAAUGGACUGGCUGGACCCCUUCAUGGACUUGCCAAUCAGGAAGUAUUGAUAUGGUUGACAAAACUGAGUGAGGAUCUUGGCCCUGAUCCAUCAGAUGAAAAAGUCAGGCAGUUCAUCUGGGAUAGUCUGCAGGGAGGGAAAGUUGUUCCUGGUUAUGGACAUGCAGUACUUCGUCAAACAGAUCCCCGCUACACUUGCCAGCGUGAAUUUGCUUUGAAGCAUCUUCCUAAUGAUCCAAUGUUCAAGCUCGUUAGUCAGCUUUAUAAGACUGUACCAGAUGUGUUGCUUGAACAAGGCAAAGCCAAGAACCCAUGGCCUAAUGUUGAUGCACAUAGUGGAGUUUUGCUUCAGUAUUAUGGGCUGACUGAGAUGAAUUACUACACUGUGUUGUUUGGAGUUUCGCGAGCCCUUGGAGUGCUGGCUUCUCUGGUUUGGGACCGUGCACUUGGACUUCCAAUUGAAAGACCAAAGAGUAUGACAACAGAACUUUUGAAAAAGCAUGUUGGUGCUUAGAUAUUGAAAAUGUCAGCAAUUGAAAAAGCUAUUAACUUAAGUAAGAACCUGAACUGCAACUCAAAGUACUUUCCCUUUUUUUAAAUUGAUAGAAAAAAGUAUUCAGCAAUACCUGGCUGUAUCUUUUUUGAAUUCAGUCAAUGAAAAUGUACAAGAAUCUGUAUCUGUAUUUUGUUGAUUAUGACUAAUUCUGUUGUGCAUCUUUUGCCAACAAAGGGCUUUGCACCAUACAUUGACAGAGUUGAGUACUGAUUUUAUCAGGGGUGGGGAGGGUAAAAUAUGAAAUAUUUUAUGAUGAGAGGUUUAAGAGAAACCUUGAAGUCAACAAUGAGAGCAUUUUACCUUGUCAAUAGUCAAUAAUGGUGGUCAUUGUUGCUAUAUAACUUCAUGAUCUUAUGAAUUUAGCURUCCUUUUGUGUGAAUAAGACUCAAUAUCAAGUUGUUGAAUAUAAUAAACAGAUAUAAUUUCUACUAAGACCA